Galleria mellonella (greater wax moth) is the source of this 888-nucleotide messenger RNA. RefSeq lists its product as uncharacterized. Lineage: Eukaryota; Metazoa; Arthropoda; Insecta; Lepidoptera; Pyralidae. Gene Ontology annotation, biological process: cilium assembly. The record is from RefSeq and is a predicted model, not a curated record. Gene Ontology annotation, cellular component: centriole; non-motile cilium. The coding region runs from base 121 to 804 and encodes 227 amino acids. The transcript has 4 exons.
UUUUUGUUCGAAGUGACAACGACCUUAUGUACACCACACACGUUGGUUUAUACUACCGUUAUUUUAAUUUGUCUUGUAAUUGUUUUUUUUUAUUAGAUUAAGUUAAAAAUUCGUUAAAUAAUGGAAUAUGAUUACAAUAAAAUCACUUCUGAAUUAGAUGCUAGGGAAAUAUUACGAUAUCUUAACAAUUUAGGUAUUCACAACAUUAGUGGAGAAGUUCUCAAAUACUUUAUUACAGAUUUAAAAAAGUUGAUCAAAUAUGAUCUCCAGCAAAAAGAAAACUCAAAAUGUCCAAGUAAAUGUGAGGUGAUAGGUCCAGAGAGACUACACAGCGCUAGUACUUUCUCAUCACGAAGUAGAAGCAAAACUCAAGAAAGUAUUACCAUCUGUACUAGAAACUGUAUGCAAAAGAAACAGUACAAUAUCAGAAAUGUAUAUUCGGCACCAAGUUUAAAUUGGCGCAGAAUAGAAAAUGUUGACAAACCUGUAAGGCGAGCCUGCUCUUGCAUAAGGGAAGAGAAAAAAAUAGAUGUAGUACCAAAAGACAAAACACUCCUUAGUUCUAAUAAUUUGAUUAAAGUGCCAAAACAACCAGUUAAGAAAAAAUGUGAUCCAGUCUCUUUAUAUCAUUAUUACUCAUCAUUAUGGGAAAAGUACAAACCAAAUGUGCCAGGGGAAAAUGACUGGUCUGAACUAAGAUGGAAUGUGCGACAGAAAAUGGCUGGAGACAUUGCCAUGCCAGAGAAAAAAGUUUGCACUAGAAAAAGAUUAAAAGAAGGCCCAUGUAUGAAAAAUGUACAAUAAGGAAAUAGUAUAAAAUUUAUUGGACCUAGAAAAUCAUUUACAUUCAUACAGGGAAUCUCAUUGAGAAUAAAAUAUACUUUUCAA